Molecule: messenger RNA, 983 nt
Organism: Miniopterus natalensis
Lineage: Eukaryota; Metazoa; Chordata; Mammalia; Chiroptera; Miniopteridae
Source: RefSeq, a predicted model, not a curated record
GCGCUGCGCUCCGCGGCCACCACGCGCCUCUUUCGGCCCCUGGCCAAGCGGUGCCGCCUCCAGCCUAGAGAUGCCGCCAAGAUGCCUGAGAGCGCAUGGAAGUUCCUCUUCUAUCUGGGCACCUGGAGCUACAGUGCCUACCUGCUCUUUGGCACUGACUACCCCUUCUUUCAUGACCCACCCUCUGUCUUCUAUGACUGGACACCAGGCAUGGCGGUGCCACGGGACAUCGCAGCCGCCUAUCUGCUGCAGGGAAGCUUCUAUGGCCAUUCCAUCUACGCCACGCUGUACAUGGAUGCCUGGCGCAAGGACUCAGUGGUUAUGCUUGUUCACCAUGUGGUUACCCUGGUCCUCAUCAUCUCCUCCUAUGCCUUCCGGUACCACAACGUGGGCAUUCUGGUGCUCUUCCUUCAUGACAUCAGCGACGUGCAGUUGGAGUUCACCAAGCUCAAUGUUUAUUUCAAGUCCCGUGGAGGCUCCCACCAUCCUCUGCACGCCCUGGCUGCGGACCUGGGCUGCCUCAGCUUCAGCCUCAGCUGGUUCUGGUUUCGUCUCUACUGGUUCCCACUCAAGGUCCUGUAUGCCACAUGCCACUGCAGCCUGCGCUCUGUGCCUGACAUUCCCUUCUACUUCUUCUUCAACACACUCCUGCUGCUUCUCACUGUCAUGAACCUUUACUGGUUCCUGUACAUCGUGGCUUUUGCCGCCAAGGUGCUGACGGGCCAGGUUCGCGAGCUGAAGGAUGUACGGGAAUACGAUGCAGCAGAGGCCCCGAGCCCCAAGCCCAGCAAAGCUGAGAAACCGCUGAGGAACGGUUUGGUGAAGGACAAGCUCUUCUGAACCCUUCGACCCCCGCCCCGCCCCCCAGGACUGCGCUCCGCCCAACCUUGCCCCCUGGGACGGCUCCCUUGCUCCCCUCGACCUUGGCCCGGUCCAGCUCCACCCCUCCCGGGCCCUGGCCACUCCCUGGACCCCUGCCCCGC